GAGAGAGAGAGAGUCGAAGUUGGGUGACGUCUGAACAAAACUACGCGGCUGCCGGAUUAGACUACAGCCAGGGCCCAAAACUCUGUUUCUUUUCUCUCUUGCUUGCAGCCGCGCAAAACGCAAACGCAACACUUCUGGAAAGCUUGUUCAACGCUUCACCAUUCCACUCUUUAUUUCCCUUUUUAUUCCGAGUUUCGUUUCAUUCUUCUUCUCUUUUUCACACCCCUCCCAACUGACAGGUGCAACUCUCGUUCAUUCUUUGUACGACAUAAUACCACCUGCCGCCACACUCACGCUCUUUAAAAUCUCCGGUUCAUUCGCUAUAACCUCAAUUCACCCCUCCAACUUCAAUACAUAAUGGCCGUCGAACAGAAGCCUCAGGUAGAGUCUCGUCCGCCGUCCAGACUAAAGAUCGCCCUGGUGGUGCUUUUCCACUCGUCUUGCGCCAUCUGGAGCACCAUCCUUUCCAAGUCGGCCCUCAACGGCGUCGAGGCACCCGUCACCCUCCUCGCUCUCCAGACCACCAUCCAGGUCCUGCUCCUCACAGUCAUUGGAGGCUUUACAGGAUGGGUUAAGUUGUAUCGCCCGACUGGGGCUUGGGUGGCUCUCCUCCCCCUCACGGUCGCUCGUCUCGUCGGAAUCCUCGCAAAGACCUACUGCCUCGCCUCGGUCAACGCCUCCGUCUACCAGAUCGCCCGUGGUCUCCUCCUACCGUUCACCCUCUUCCUCUCGCUCCUGGUCCUCCGACCUCGCCCCUACUACCCGCCGCUGUCGCUGGUCGGCUGCGCCAUGGUCAUGGCCGGCUUCGGCACCGGUAUGAUGGCCGACUACAGCCAGAUGCUCACCUCGGGCAAGGGUGUCCUCCUCGGAGUCGGUUCCAGCUUCACCACCGCCGUCGAAUCCGUCGUCGUCAAGCGCUUCCUCGGCAAGAGCCAAGAGGGUAUGUGGCAGAUGGUCUGGAUGUCCAACUGCAUGGCCGUCCUCUUCUACAUCCCUCUGCUGCCCCUCUCUGGUGAGCUCUCCACCAUGAGCUCUCUCUUCUCCGCCGAGACUGCCGACAUUGGCCGCCAGUUCCUCGGUUCAGCUUGUCUUACCGGUGUCUCCGCCUUCCUCCUCACCAUCGCGACCUUUAUGCAGAUCGAGGUCACCAGCCCGACAACCCACAUGAUUGUCACCGCCGCCCGAGGCGUUGCUCAGAGCUCACUCGCCGUCAUGCUCCUCGGUGAGCUCCUAACCGCCGACCGCGCCGGCAGCAUGGCCCUCAUCCUGAGCGGCAGCGCCCUCUACGGAUGGGCCCGCGACCGAUACCAGCAAGCAAAGAAGCCGGCGGCUGGGAGCUACCAGCUUCUCCCCAACGAGGAGGCGCAGACAGGGAUGGAGAGCAAGGAAGCCAAAGAAAUCAAAAACUAAAGCUAAACUAAAGAUACCAAAGACUUUUUCUACAUGUUAUUUUCAUUUCUUGUUUGGUUCGGGAGGGCGGUUUUCAUGAGACAGGUGUUUUGGAUGACAAGACACGGCUUACAUUUUCUUUUCCUUAUACUAUAGACGUAGAUAUCUCAUCAUACAAUUGAGCGUCUUUGUUCGAUACCUUAAA
Fusarium vanettenii 77-13-4 is the source of this 1594-nucleotide messenger RNA. RefSeq lists its product as uncharacterized. The record is from RefSeq and is a predicted model, not a curated record. Gene Ontology annotation, biological process: GDP-fucose import into Golgi lumen; protein O-linked glycosylation via fucose. The transcript has 2 exons. NCBI's taxonomy places the organism in Eukaryota, Fungi, Ascomycota, Sordariomycetes, Hypocreales, Nectriaceae. The coding region runs from base 358 to 1410 and encodes 350 amino acids. Gene Ontology annotation, molecular function: antiporter activity. Gene Ontology annotation, cellular component: Golgi apparatus.